Xyrichtys novacula (pearly razorfish) is the source of this 15268-nucleotide messenger RNA. NCBI's taxonomy places the organism in Eukaryota, Metazoa, Chordata, Actinopteri, Labriformes, Labridae. The record is from the annotation of a GenBank genome assembly.
AUGUUCGGCCCUCAGAUGUGGCAGUCCUGUCCUCCAUUGGACUCGACAUGCACAGGUGAGCACAGGAGUUUUUUGACCUGUAAGAAAUAGACUGAAAUCCAUAUUGAUGCCUCUAUAUGGUAAACAAAAGCAAACAAGACCAGCAGUAAUAACAUUUAUGUUUUUUUCCCAUAAUUUUUGAUGUCUAAAACUGGUGCAAGGAGGUACAAAGUCAGCACUUCAGCAUGUAAAGGAAAAGAUGAGCAAAGAUGACUUUGUCCACAGGGGGCACCAAAAUCAACACAGACCAAAGUCCCUUGUAGGAGCUUUAAACUUGGUAAUGCUGAGAUAAAAUGACUCUCCUCUCUUUUGAUUUCACUCAGGACUGAGCUGUCCACAGUGAUAUCAAGAUUUACAGGUGAGAUUCAAAGUCUGAUUUCCUUGUUUUUUUUUCGUGUAGAACCAGAUUAUUGUUCAAUAAUUUACUAAUUUAAUUUGAAUUUAAAUGUUCAGAAACAUUUCUCUGUCCACUUCACUGUCUUUGUUGUGAUAGAUCAAAAUGUAACUUUCACUAGGAUGGCAUGAGUUUCUUUAACACUACUGUGCGCUAUCUUCACUACACUGAUAUCUACUUUAACUGAGAUAAUUUAAACAAUAAACACCAACAGACUCAUUAUUCAUCAACCCUACUUGCUGUUAUCUUUUCACAAAGCCUCUAAGGUUACUCAAAGUCCUGUUGGUACCUCAUAAAAUAUAGACUGACGCAAAGCAGGAAGACUGGUGAAAUGAAAAUGUGAGAUUACAGCCAAAAUGAAAGAUUGCGCCUGAAGUUUUCAGGAAUAAUUUCUUCCGCAAGAAUAGAAAAUGAAUGCAUGUUGCUCUGCAGGUGUUAAAAUUAAAAUGAAUGAAUGUAUACCUCAUGGUUUCAAAACUAUUAAAGCACUAUUUUCAUGGUUCUGUUGGAUCUGUUGUUGGCUUAUUAAAGUUACAAUUACAAGCUACUCUCUGGUGAAUUUUAGUCUUAAACUUGUCUUCAUGUCUUGCCAUCAGAACUGCUGACCCUGUUCAAUCCUGCUCUGAUCACUCCUUCGUCAGAUGAAACAAACCUGUACACUCCUCAGUUUGUUCAACACAGGUACAAACACUCAUACCAGAAACAUUACACUUAUCCCCUUUGGUAUUUUCCAAUUAUUUCAUGUUAUAAUCAACAUGUUUCCAUGAUUUGUAGCUCAUUUGUGGAGCAGGCAACGGAAGUGUCUAUUUCCAUCCAUCAAAAUCAGGUAAAAAUCAAAAGUUCUAUUUCAAGUUAUCACAGUAUUAUCAGUUAAAUAUUCUUGUGGAAUAGAAUUACUUGCUUUGUUGAGAAAUGUUAAGUAUGUACUUUUAAAUGUUACAUUAUUGAAUUAUGAAGCUGCCAAAUGUGUGUAUAAGCAGCAGCGUUUUCAGUGUGGAUUUAGAGACUAUAACUGAAAGACAUAUAGCAUGAGAAAACAGAAAUACACAAAUGACGGAGAAUAAGAAAUACACUUGGGUAAACUGUGUAUUUAAGGUUUAAGAUUAUCUUGUUAAUUACAGACUUUUGGGAGCAGGUUAUUGCAAAUUACUAAAUUAUCUAAAUAAAAAAGUACCUUUAUUUUCCUGGUAAAGCUGCUGUUUUCCUUCUGUAGGAGAUCAGUGUGGAUAAAGACUGGAAGCUGCUUCUUCUCUUUGUUCAGGUGGACCAGCUCUGCAUCUGUGAGCAGAAGGUACAAACAAUUACUGAGAGAAAAAAAAAAAACAUGUACAUGUUGUCUUAAUAAAGUUUAAUCCAAGAGACAGAUUCACUCCUUUUUCUGCACAAGAUCCACUUUUUUAUAACUCUGAUCAAACUGAAAGCCUUUUUGAGAUAAAGUCUAGUGUUGAUAUUCAAUAAGUUACCUAAAAGAACAUAAACAAGGAAAAUUAAAGCUGAAAAAGUACAUUUAUCUGGCUCUUAUUUUCUCUCUUUUUCUAAUUUUGGUCCUGACAAGCAAAUUUUCAUAAAAAGGUUGAGAAUUUUCAAAUGGAGAACAAGUAAAAGUGAUGUAUCUGUGACAGACAGCAGUAAUGUCUGAAAACACCCUGAUAUUUCAGGGUUAAACAAAGAGUAGUUAUGGUUUCAGAGAGUUUGUUUUUUGUGUGCAGGAUCAGUCUGUGAUUGAAGACAUGGUUAAAGAGGUGGACGAGGCUCUGCAGCUGCUUCACUCUCAGGUAUAUUUCAGCUUCUAUUUUAAUAUUCUUUCAUUACCCUGAGUCAGGAAUAACCCCAGGUUUAACCUACUUCGCUUCUCUGUACCCUGUGCCACAGCUGAAGAGGACCAUCGUUAGCGUUGCAUUGUGGGAUGGAGAACACCAAAGUUGCAACAAGAAGUAAGUUCACAAGUACAAUUGCACUUUUUUUUGUGGUGAUUUUGGUGAAUCAUCAGAAAAUGUGUUAUUAAUCCUCACAACAGGCUUAAGAGUGACUUUAGGCGCUGUAAAGUCCCACUCCGAUUGUUUUGUUUUUUUUUCAUCUUUUUUUCUACUACUUUAAGUGUUGUCAGUGGUCUUUAAAUUGUGGUUAGGAAUUUUAUUUAUUUUUUAUUUUUAGCCAAAAUCACAUUACCUGUGUCAUUUUCAAGGGCUUUUCUUCUGCAGAGCUCCAGUAGCUCACUAGUAAUUCGCCUCUGAGUUGUGGUUGGAGACAGCGCUGCUCUGCACACUCAUCUUCACACUAGCUUGCAGCCUAACAUUGCCAGUGUAGUAGGAGUGGCAGGUGACACAGGAGCUGUUCAGCUCUCGGACACUAAUGUCUUUGGGGACAUGAUGAAAGCUCAUAUCAUGAUUAGAUUUCUUACGAGUAUUGCGGUCCGUUAACGCACACGCUUGUUCCGGGGGCGGAGCUUGGGUUUGCUACGUAGGAAAUCUCACUGUGUCUGAACCUGCUGUUUGGGUUUGUCAGAGAUUCACAGAGAUUUGAAAGCAGAAAUCCUUAGACAUACAACUUUGCUCUUACUUUUCUCAUGAUAUGUGCUGUAUUAUCAAAAAAUGCCAUAUGAACAUGUAGACUACAAGAAAAACAUGCUUUUCAUCGGGGUGGGUCUUUAGGAAAAGUGACAGCUCUGUAUGAGGUUAUUAACAAUCAAACGAUCCUAUGACAUAUUUAUAAGAACUUAUAAGCCGUAUUAUGUGGCUGUAAGUAAAGUGUCAGAAAACAUGGCUGACAACAAGAAUAUAUUUAAUGAUUAUAUUUUUUCUCUUUUGCAUCAGGUAUAAUCCAUUUUUAACUAUACUUUUAUAAGGCUUUAUGCUUGCUGCUUGUAAGACGUCACAAAACAGCUAUAAGUUGUUACAAAUGCUUAUCAUCACUCAUUCAGGUUAUAAAGAAGCAUUUAUGAGACUUUCAUAAAUGUGCUGAUGCUGUGUUAUAAGAGGUGGGUACAUAUAAGUGACAGUGAAUGUUUCAAUACUUCAACAAAGCUCAAAUGACCUGACACAAUAGUGGUACUAAUAGUAGUUAUAUAUGCAUAUCGUCCAAUCAAAAACAUGUAUGUUGAGCUUUAAGGGGAACUCUUUUUCAAAAACAGGGUCUGUCCAUGCAUGGAGUCAAAAAAUGAUGGAGAAGCCAGGAUGCAGAGAGCCAUGCUGAGUCAGGCUCUGCAGGUGCGUUCAUCAUUUAACCCAAAGUUUCAGUCAGAUGCAUUCAGUCCUACAGUUAUUCAACCUGCUAUGGCACUUUCAUUUGCUUCGUGGUCAUUUGUCUUUUUAACUUGCAGGAGUCCUUGGAUGAGCUCCUGGUGAAGAGGCAGUGGUACAGCGACAGAGAGGACUUCAGUGUGAUUCUGCAGGACACACCGAUCAUCGCACACACGUCAUCUGUUUCUGUGAGUCACAGGAAAAAUCAGUUUUCUUAUUCUUGGUUGGGUUUACUUUUGCAGCACAUAGAGAUGCGUCAGUAUCUAUUUUUGCUUGUUUCACACAGCAGCUUCAAGCUCCUCACAAAGGUUUUAAAUCAAGAAAAUCUAAAACCCAAGAACAGAUUUUUUUAAGAAAACGAAGUGACACGUGUGUUUGUGUUGGUAACAGAUACAGAGUCCUGGUUGUCUUACUGUACAUGUACUCUCUGUAUCAAACAUACAGUAUGAUACUGUUGAUGUUCUUUUCCAUCAGAAUGGGAAGCCUCUUUCUGGGUCACAGGCAUCUCAACAAACUGAUAAACUGCUGGUGCAGAUGUGGACAAACCUGGUGAGGAAACAUCCCUCUCUCUGUCAUUCUGAUAGAUACACAGACACACACAAAAAACACAUACAGAGCUGUUGUUCUCUGUGUGCAAACAUGAACACAAAGACUUUUCUGUCUUUCAGCUGCAGCCCACAAGCAGCCAACAUAACACAGAUGACAAUGGAAAGAUCAUCGCAUUGCCAUGUCCAACUGAGGUGAGAAACUGUUUGGAAAUGUGCAAACAUGCAAUUUAUUUCAGCAAAUUUAGGCCCACAAUCACAAACGAUAAACCUGGAAAUAGAUCCAAGCUUUCCAUAUUAAUCUCUUUUCUUUUUAUUUCCAAUCCAUCCUUUAUUUCCUUUGUUCCACCUCCUCUCUUUGGCUAUCUUCCUCCCUCCCUAAGGACCAACCCUUCCUGAGGACGGAGGGAAACUCUCCCUCAUAUCACCACACUGAUGUCUCCCCUCUUCUUCACCCAGUGAGUACAGUCUGACUCUGAGCUGAAUGGAGGUUGUGGUAGUGUUGUGUAUCUUUUAUUUUGUUCUCACGGUGGAUAUUUACUGUGUGUGUGCUCAGUUUACAGGCACAGAGAUGCCCUGUGUGGACUUCAGCCCCUCACCCUCCACACCUACUACAGGUAUGAUGGUCUACACAAAUAAGUUUUAAGGUGCCGGAGAGAUUUUUGGGCUGACACAUCAAUUUUUAUGACACUGUUUGAUAUAUAUAUCAAUCAGUUUUCAUCUUUGAUUUGGGGAUCAAUUAAUUAUAAUGAAAUGUACUUUCUGAUCCUGAUUCAUUAUUCAGAUAAAAAGCUACACUGCUACUCUGUGGAGUCUGAAACCACGACUUAAGGGCAGAUGAUAACUUCAAAGGACUUAUUCCGUCAACUACAGCUUUCAUUUAUCUAUUGAUUAUUUUAUUUUAAGGGGUAACACUAUAACAGUAAGUUUAUCCACAGGUCUGCAAUUCUGCAAGUAGCAUAAAAUCUUGCUCUGCCAACUUAAGGUUGAGCAGUCGAUUGCUGAUAUUAGUUGAAUUAGCUGCAUCUGUAUGCUGAGCUCAUAGGUAUUGGCUCAAACACAGAGUACUUCUGGGACAUUCCUGUUUGACACAAAGUCAGUGUUACCUUUGGCCUUUCAGUGCGUCCGUUUACUACAGUUGCAGCAGCAGUAAACUUUAAAGCUCCUGUGUGGAAUUUUUGGCUGGUUGUGAAACAGGCUAAAAUUAAAACUGCUUGCUUUGUAUGACCUGCAAGAGCGAACCAGAUCAUGAGGAGUGACUCUGGUUAAUUGUGCUGUUGAAAAAUGCCGUUAGGGGGAAGGUGUUAGCUGAACUGAAUAACUGGAUGCCAAUGAGACAGCUUUUUCCCAGAAUCAUCAUAGCAAAUAUUUAUAAUGAGAAAUGUAGAGUGAGCGUAUUUUAUUUGAAAGCGCUGCUCUUACAAAUCCAGGACAAAGACAGAGUCAAUAGUCAAUAAGACACUCCAGACACAGGGGGUGCCAAAUUUACCAUCAACCAAAUGUUUCUCACAGGACAAAGCACUGAUGCUGACUGUCUUAAUAUGAAUGUACUUGUUUAUUGUAGGGUUUUCUCUGUGUACAUACCAGAAUAUUAGAAUUGAUUCAUUUGGUGUUGCCUAUACUUUAAUAUUAUUGUUAAAUAUCCAACCUUUUACAAAACUGUCUGGAAAACACAUUUAAUAUUUGACUGAUUCAAGCUAACAAUAAUUAACUAGACAUAUUUUAAGGUUUCUUUUUUAUUUAAGUCUUUAUAAUCUGGCACGUUUUUUUUUCUUUUUACCCUUGAAUCAAUCAUUUCCAAUCUUAGUGUUCCUGUAAUGUUGAUAUUUUUUCUACAUUUGGAUAAUGUUCAAUAAAUAGUUUUUGCUAAUAUGUUGAUAGUUAGUACUUUAAUUAAAUUCAACUGUACAUUUUUUGCAACUAUUGCUACUGCAGUUCCUGUCCAUAGCAUGUUUCAUGACAAUCACGUCUGAGUUUUGUUUCGUCUUUACUUUUUUAGUCCAUGAACUUCGACCUGGAGAUAUCAAAGUGGUGGCUGCUGUGGGAGACUCUCUGACAGUAAGUGGAUCCGUUCUAUUGAUAAAUAUAGACGGAUUGAAACAACGGAAAAAGAGAAAUCAAUAAAAUACUGAUAUACUUUGUCUAAGAUGACUUUUAAAUAACUAUUUCUAAAUAAACAAAUCAACAAAUAAAUAAAGAUACAGACAGACAGAUAAAAACAGACUUGAUGGAUUAAUAGCUGUAUGUUUUUAAUUGAUCAACUAAUUAAUUGGUUUAUUCAGAGCUUAAUCUUCGAUUUAAAUCAAUAUAGGAAAGAGAUCUCAAAGCUAUGCUGGAUGUUCAGAACAUAUAUUUACAUCAACAAACUAUUACUGGAAAAAAACUAUGACAACAUAUUUUUUUAAUUUUGAUAGUAUGCUGCAAAAUCUUGAUUUGUCCUGUCAUCAUGUUUUCAAACUUGACCCUGUUCUGUACUUUAGGCAGGCAAUGGUAUACCAUCCAGCCCCAACAACAUCCUGGAUGUCCUGCAGCAGUACAGAGGAUUGUCCUGGAGGUCAGUCAACACUUUUUGUCAUAGCUAUCAGACAACAUUGCAGAAAGUGAUCAUAUUUUAGGUGAAAAGACAUUUCAUUUGCACAUCAACCAUCUUUUUUUUUUCAGCAUUGGUGGAGAUGGAAACCUCACAAGUGUUACCACCCUCCCCAGUGAGUGUUUUGAUGACAGAUUAAAAGUAUCUUUUUUGAUCGAUCAGGGCAAGUCAACUACACUGAAAACUAUAUUUAUCAUCUCUUACUGACAGAUAUCUUGAAGUAUUUCAACCACAACCUGACGGGUUACUCUCUUGGGAAGGGUAGGCAGCAAACUCCUCAGGCUUUCCUCAACCAGGCGGUGGCUGGAGCUAAGAGCAAGUGAGUCCAAACAGAUAAUGUUUUAUAGCUACAUACAUAUACAUAUACAUAUAUACAUAUAUACAUACAUAUACAUAUCCAAAUGUGUUGUGAAUAAUUUGAGGAACAUUGUUUCCAUUUAUGUGUUUUUAGGGACCUACUCCCACAGGUGAAAGCCUUGGUAGCAAGGAUGAAAAAUGACUCUGUAAGUCUAAAUAUUAAACCCUUUCUGAAUUUAUUUAAAAGGUAACAUUUAGGUUAGAAAGUAAAACUCCUUUAAUAAUUCUACAUACUCUUUAUGAUAAGUUGUGUUCUUCUCUUUGUGCAGAGAAUCAAUUUUGAGUCAGACUGGAAGGUGAUCACCUUGUUUAUAGGUGGAAAUGACGUCUGUGAUCAUUGCGACAAUUCUGUAAGUACGAAUAUGAAAGAAUAAUGUAGAAGUCAUCAUUCACAGGCAUGGUAAAACUAACCUGGGAUUGUUCUCCUUUCUCUGCAGCUCCUCUUCUCUGUUGACAAUUAUGUUCGUAAUGUUCGUGUCAGCUUGGAUUAUCUACAUAAACAGGUUGAAUACACAAGCAUGCUGCGACACUCUCACAUACAUACUGUUCUUUAUUUUUGUGUUUGAUUUAUCUGAGUCUCUCUCUUAGGUUCCUCGGGCUCUGGUGAACUUGAUAGAGCCUCUCCAUAUUGUCCCGCUGAGAGAAAUGCAUCUGGAUCCUUCAAUUAAAUGUCCAACUUGGCUUGUAAAGUGAGUAUCUUUUCCAAGCCUUUUAAACUGUAAGACCAGACAUUAAAAACAGUUAUCACUGCAGUGAAAUUCAACAUAGCUGUCUCUGGUUAUCCAAUUUAUAAUAAGCAGUGAAAAAAGUGUUUUUAUUAAUCUCUCCUUUACUUGACAGUAUUCUGUGUCCCUGUGUUAUCAUGCCAAAAGAAAACUCCAAAGCUCUUCAGCUAGUAGAGGACCUGAACAGAGGCUAUCAGGUAAGAAAUACAAAAAAAAAACAAAAAAAAACAAAAAACAAAAAAUAAGAACAGUAAAUCCUCAGGUAUAUAUAUCCUCAUUUUCUUUGUUUUAGCAAUCACUGCAUGGGCUCAUUGAAUCAGGCCGCUACGACACAAGUUCAGACUUCACUGUGGUCAUCCAGCCUUUCUUCAGAGAGGUCAUUGUUCCCAAACUACCGGUCAGUUACUAACUUUUGCCCUUCAUUCAAUUUCCCAUCUGGGUAAUAAAUAAAGUUCUUCUUAUCUUAGACACUCUGUGUGACUUCAUACCAGACUGAUGACAGUACCUUGUCCCAUUAUAUAGUGUUUUAUAGUAUGUAGAAUGCAAUGUAUAUUUGGUACUCUGUUUUUUGUCACUACUUUCUCAAAGCCGUUGGGAUAACACAGCUCCUACUAGGCAAUCUGAAUUUAUUGAAUUGUUAAUACAAGAGUGAUUUGCAUAGGCAAAACUACUCCCAUUCUGCAAGCGACUCUGUUUACUUCCACACCAUUGUGGUUUUUGCUCUCUCUGCUAAUAGAGUCAAGAUGUAAAAGGUUAGAGCCCAACAUGUCAACUGCUCUGUUGUUGUCUGCAAACAACAGAGGACCAAAUACAAAAAGCAGCUUCUUUUAAUUUUUAACAACAACCUGUGGGCUACAUCUAGGGGGCCAAUUUGUUUGUUUGUGCUAACCACCUUACUUUGGCCUGUUCCAACAAUGACAUGGGUCACACACAAAAAGCAAGAAAGUUGGAGUAAGUAACACUCAAUUUAAUGUCCAGCUCACUCUAUUGUAAUCUGUUCAGGUCAGAUUCUGGAUCAUUUGUGUAAUAAAGAAGCACAGGUUCUCCUGGUGCACUUGCCAUGUUUAUUUAGGUGUUUUUCCACCUCUGCAUCUGCCAGGCAGAUGAUCAGCAUAGAGCCUCAUUAUCAUGGUAUUCUCAUCUCCUCAGAUCUCUGCAUGGUUAAUGAGGUUAGGCUGCAGAUCCAUCACAGAGGCUGAAUUAAACUGAAUUCAAAAAGACAACUAGGACAUGUUCAAAGCUAAAAAUACCAUUUUAUGGGACCUAAAAAUAAUUGCCUAUUGAAUUUGUUGAACUUAUGUAGAGUUCACUUGGGCUCUUUGUGAAUAUAUAUGCAUAUUUUGUUUUAGGUAUGUGUAAUUGUGAUCAAUAUGGUUGUUUUGUUUGUGCUUAAGUUUUAUAUCUUCUGUAUAAUGUUUAAUAUAUAAAAGUUGAAUAAAAACUUCAAUUACAAAAAAAAAAAAACUUACGUAGAGUUCAACACCAUGUUUUACAGUUGCUUUCAAAAAAAUAGUCAACAUUUUCUGAGGCUCUUGUUUUUAUCAUACUUUUUUUUCACAGGAUGGCCGUCCUGAUCGCUCCUAUUUCAGUGCUGACUGCUUCCAUCUUAGCCAGAAAGCCCAGACACUAAUGGCUCGCGCCCUGUGGAACAACAUGGUAGGAGUUCAUCUGUUUAGUUAUUAGUUAUUAGUUUGAGCCGAGUGUCAUCACAGCGGCUCCCUGCCACUCUCCCGUCUAAUGUGUGCAACGCUACUGCUCGAAUGGUGGAAUGUGUACGACACUGCGCAAGUGGUGGUUCCAGGAAGUGGAGAAAAUCCCAAAAAUACAGAAAGCGAUUCGGCUUCAAAUGCAUAUAAUUACGGAAGGUGGAUCUAUAGUAUAUACAGUCUAUGGCAUCUAUGAGUAGUAAACUCACACAACACAAAACAGCAGUAGGAAGUGAAAUAAAAAACUGCCAGCUUAAAUGUAUUGUAAAUGAAUUCUUACAAGGAAUUUUCUACAGGCAUUGAAUCACUCAGUUGGUAGUUAAAUAGUUGCUAAGAAAUUAAUUUUAAAAAAUUGCAAAACAGUGUUAAUUACAAAGAUAGUAGACUAGAGCUUUUGGAAAACCCAUCAGCCAGUUUAUGUCAGCAUUCAGGAGCACUCAAACAGUAACUAAAAGUAGGUAAACUAAUGAGUACAAUCAAAAGAUUAGUACAAUCAUGACCUAUUUGCUCCAAGUGAACACCAUUAAGGUAGCCUUUCUUAUUACAUAAUUAAAAAAACGAAUUUACAAAGCAAGCUGGUGUAACAGUUCUGUUUAACUCCAAGCAUUGCUGUAGAUUGUCACUCUCUAAUGUCUGUUUUACAAAUAAUACUAUCCGAGGACAAAAACCUGCUUUUUUAUGGUUUUAAUUUCAUGUUUAUUAAGGUAAUUCAUGUUUACAGUACUGAAUGAUACACUGGGGUCAUGUUUACUCUGUUUCUCUCCAGCUGGAACCUCUGGGUAACAAGACUACCACACAGGAUUUUUCGACAGAUAUUGACCUAAAAUGCCCAACCAAGGUAAGAAAUGGUGUCUAAACAUGCCACAGAUUCAGUCUUGUAAGGUCUUUGCCGCAAAACUCUGUGGUAGCUAACUUUUUAUGUAUGCUCAUGCUUAGUGGCUAAAUCUUUGAAUGUAUAUGUUUUUAUGUUUUUUGCCUAUGUGUGUCCCUGACCUCCAUCGUGUAGCAUAUUACUGUAUUCUCCUUUGUCUGUAGACCUCCCCAUACAUAAGGACCUACAACAAUAGCGAGUACUCAUAUACUGGUCCUCCACCAACACCUGGGCCUAUCACUGUAAGCACAUAAACCCCAUCCAGGACUUUGUAUAAAAAAAAGAAAAGGUUUUGACAUUGUCAAUAUCGGUUCAUGCUUCUUUUCCUUAGAACUGGGGAAGCGACUUUUCCUGCAUGGACCUUUCUCCAUCUGAUGCUGUGCCCUCCUCAGGUAAAAUGGACAGCCAGUUUAAGAUUCAAGUUAGUUUUUUUUUAUUGUAUGGUGACCUAAGCUUAUGAACAAACAGGAUUUACAGGUUGGAUAACAGUGCAGAGUGUACUGCACUGAUAGAUUACAAUUGUCAUAAUGUUACUGACAAGAUAAUCUAAAGACGUUUUCAAUGGACAGCAAAUGUUCAUAGAUGUUGGCGUUCAUCUUGAUGCCAGCGGGAAAAACAUCUUUUGUUGUUUAUCUGUAGUUCACAUGCUGAAACCAGCAGACAUAAAGGUGGUGGCAGCACUGGGAGACUCAACAACGGUCAGUGUCUUAACCAUUAAAUACUUUUCAAAAACAGUGAGAUGAUUAUUGUAAAGUCACUAAUCUUUGACCAAACUGAAGCACUGAAAUACAAUAAUUACAGUACAAAUGAAGGAACAAAUGUAUUUGUAAUGCAAAACAUUGCAUGUGUGAGUCCUGAAGUUAAAAAUUGAUCACAUGAUAUUUGGCCUUAACGGUAAACCUGUUGGUAUCAGCUGUUUGGUGUCAUUGAACUAUGAACUAUCUAAUCCAUUUGCUAUCAGCCAGAUAACAAAUUGCACCAUCGAUAAUUGUUCCUUUCAAGUUAUGCAGUAUUGCCUUUGAUGUAAUAUUUAUCGUUAUCACAAACCUGUUGUCUCCUGAAGCACUUUCAUUUUGUUUCUUUUUGGCCUCUUUGUUCUCUUUCCACAGACAGGCUCAGGUGCCAAAGCUAAAACUGUGUUUGACCUCAAGACACAGUAUAGAGGAGUAUCAUGGAGGUAUGACAUGCCUAUAGCUUUAAUGAGGUUUAUUCACAUCACUUUUUGCAGUCCAGGCUGAUAUGUACUGUUUUAUCCUGCAGCAUUGGAGGAGAUGAUGCUCUCGAGACCAUUACAACACUACCAAGUGAGUGUGUUUGGCAAAUUAUAAUUUCUAUGACUCAUUUUAUCUUAGAGGAAUAACAAUCUCUCCAGUAUAACUCUGAAUUUGAUUGGUUUGCUCUCUGCAGAGGGGCAUUAUUUUUAGUAUUGGAGACCUCACAGCAAUUUCUGACUUUUAUAUGGAUUAGUUCUCAAACACUGGGGUUUAAACAAAACACUUGGGAAUUACUUCAAAGACAGAAAAACAAAUAACUUAAGGGAACCAUAUUCAGUCAUUUCCAGAUGCUGUUUUCUUGUAGGUCAAAAUCAGUCCACCAAAUUAUGUCUUACCUGGCUUAUUCAGCCAGUUAGACAUAAAACACCUUAAUUGAAACGACUACUGAAAGCUUAAUUGAGAAAUUUGUCAUUUCUGUCAGUUUUGGUGCUCUCCUGUGGACAAAUAAUUCUUGUAUUUCUUGCCCUCUACAUGCUUAAAUAGUGACUUUUGAUCUUUUUUUUUCCAUCCUGCUGACUUUUGACAGUGACAAAUUUCAUUUAUUGAGUGAUUUAUGUGCAAAUUGUUAAAACUGUUAGACUGACACCUACCCCUUCACACCUGUCUCAGGUAAAGAAAUGGUCAAUCUUGUUGCUGAUAGUCUCAUUUGCCUCAGGGAUUCAUGCAUAGGCAUCAGUAUGAAUUUCAGUGUAUUUCAUAAAAGUAAAAAUAAAAACUCCUCAAGGAGCUUUAAUUAAACCAUUACUCUUUAUUUUUAUCAAGGUACAACACUGCUGUGACUACAGACAUAUCACUGUGAGCUUUUUUUAUCAUCGUUCCAUUAUAUUGGUUUUUCUAACAUGAUUGGCACUGAUAAAUUUCUGACACCAAGACUUUAAAGUACACAGUGUGAAAUUAUACAGAUAUUUUUUCUUGCAUGGCAGCAGGUGUGGCAGGACAAGAAACACUUCCUGCUACAGUGUGAUAAAGAAGUGGUGUAAUACUUUUUAGCUGCUUCUUAACCUCUAUUUCCUCUUCCUGUCCACAGACAUUUUAAAGAAGUUCAACCCCUCCCUGAAGGGCUUUUCUAAAGGCACUACCCAAAGACAGAGGGCCUUAAACAUGGCUGUACCUGGAGCUAAAACCUCGUAUGUGCAUAUUGUUUUUCCCUCUACAGCCAGGUAAAGCUUUCAAACAACCCCUUGUCAUCUACAUGUAUUCCUGUUUGUUGUGUUACAGAGAAAUCCCAGCACAAGUUCAAGCUCUUGUUAAGGCCAUGAGAGAAAACAAGGUGACACUGAAACCCAGUUUGAAAUAAUUCAUUGAUUGAAUUUACCUCAUUCAUGCUCAUUUUUGGACACCUGGUCCACAGGAGGUGAACUUUGAAGAGGACUGGAAACUUGUGACCAUAUUUGUGGGAGGAAACGAUCUCUGCAAUUACUGCAUUGAUCAAGUAAGUUGAUCCUAUCUGUCAUUCUUUUUAGUAUACAAGUAACUCAAUAGUCUGGGUCAUAAAACCACAAUAAUAAUAAUAUCCCAUUUUUCAUCUCUUCAGAAUAAUCUGUCACCUAAAAACUACAGCCACAAUCUCAUGCUCAGUUUGGACAUGUUGUACAAAGAGGUAAGAUAUUGAACUCUUUCAAUCACUGUCUUCUGCUCUUCUGGCGAGUGCAUUCAGCCAGGCUUUUGUUUUCUCCCUCUGUUUCUAUAGGUACCAAGGUUGCUAGUCAAUGUUGUGGAGAUCUUCCAGAUAGAUACACUGAAGACAGUGAAGAAAAACACACUCAGCUGUUCCCUCAUGCAGAGGUUAGUUGCUGGUAUUUUUUAUUUUUUUAAUUUAUUUGUUAAAAAGGUGACAUGGUUUUAAAUAUUACAUUCCAAAAGGUACAUCUUGCUUAAUCUUUGUCCCUCUCAGUAUGCUAAAGACCCUGCGGUGCCCCCAAAACCCUUAAAGAUCACUUAAGCUUCUUCAGCUCAUUAUUUUUAAUUUACAGCUUGUAACCUCAAUAUUUUGCUCUGACAAAAAGAGUUAGCAAACUAGUAGGAGAGUUGCAGCUGCAGAGAUGGUCAUUUAGCUCAGUAGUAGAAGAGGUAUGUAUGUUAGACCCUGUUUUGGUUGUGCUGCCCCCUAGAGUUCAAAACAAAUUUGUAGUUUUAAAACUAUAUAAAAAUUCACUACAGGUACAGUAUAUGUCAAUUUUAAAGCACUUAUCUGCAUCCAGAUUUUAUGAAAACAUUUAAAAUAAAUAAGCUUUCAGUGUUGGAAAGAUCAAUACCAAAUUUAUUCAAUGGUUGCUUAUAUUGUUACUCCAAAUCAAACAUUUCAGAGCUAGUUUAACUUUAUAUCAACUUAAAGUUAAUCAAACCUUUUUAGUGGAAUGAAAUGUUUCUGGAAAAUUGGAGAUGAACCCCACUGCAUUACACAUCAAUCUAUUUUCAGUCUAAUUGUCAUGAAAAAUCAUUGCACUUACUCUUCUUUGUUUUUAUUAUUAUUAAAUAAACUAACUGAAAAAAUGCUGUUUGGUUACAGGACCAGCUGCCACUGUGUCAUCAACCCGGAUGAAAACUCCCCAGAAAUUGAAGUUAUAAAACGCAUUAAUCAUGAGUAUCAGGUUAAGGAUUUUACAUUUUAAUUCAGAAAUAUUGUUAAAAUGUGGUCCUCUCUAUCAGUUUUUAAACUUUUUUUUUUUGCCUCCCAGGUUGAGGUCCAGCAGCUCAUCUCUGGAAAUCGCUAUGAUGGAAAAGAAGACUUUGCUGUUGUCCUUCAACCCUUUUUACAAAAUUCCUUCAUCCCUCAAAUUGGAGUAAGUGGAAAUGCUUUCAAAAAGGCAUCCUGAAAUUAAAACAAAGGCAUGGAUUAAAAAAAAGUUUCCAUUCUUUAACAGGAGGGGGAGGCCGACACCAGUUUCUUCUCUGUGGACUGUUUCCACAUCAGUGAACGAGCUCAUGCUGAGAUGGCCAUUGCUCUGUGGAAUAACAUGGUGAGUGUAAAAGAGUAAUACAUCUAAUUAAAGCUCUACAAUACAGUGUGUCUGAGUGUGUUUAAGCUUAACACAAUGUAUCUUUUGGUGUUGACAGUUGGAGCCUGUGGGCAGAAAGCAGGCGUAUAACAACUUCACAUAUGACCGCUCCAAGAUUCACUGUCCCACUGAGGCAUGUGAAAUCAAUGAUAAACUACGAUAUAGUCUUUUAACUUCAAAAAACAGCAGUUAAAGUUUGACUAGAACUUCUAAAUUUUGUAAACAUCUGUUGUUGUUUUUUUUAUUCCUGCAGGUCAAUCCCUUCAUCUUCACUAAAGUUAACAGUUUACCAGGUCUACCAGUGACCACCACCACUGCCAGCUCUAUGACAACCACCACUACUGCCAGCUCUAUGACAACCAGCACUGUGCCUGUGUGCCCUCCCUCAUUGCCUGUGUGGGUUCCAGUGGUUGUCGGGAUCCUUGGUUCACUUGCUGGCAUAUUUGUGGCUUGGCUCAUUCUAUCCAGAUGUCACAAUCGAAAAAACAAAAAGGAAAAAGCAGUAGAAAUGAAAGGAACUGGUUUCUAA